AUGGGCAGAUUCAUGCAGGGAAGCCCCAUGGCCUCACAGAAGUCCAGCAUGAAGAAGAGAAUAAUAUACGAGGGCCGUUCAAGGCCUGUCGCUGUGAGCGGCCACGAGCAUGCGCGGCCGUCCGCUCGAUACCCGGUGACGUCAGCGGCUGUCGGGCCUCAGUCAGGCGCCGCCAGCCCCAGCGCUAACAUGUGGCUGCAAUGCGUAGCCGUUGCGGCGCUGGUCGCGGCAGCUGCUUCCCGCGAGGUCUUCACCAACACGUUCCUGGUGCGGUUCAAGCGCUCCCUUCGCCACGAGGAAGCCCACGCGGUGGCGCGCGACCACGGCUUCGACAACCUGGGACCGGUGCUGGGAUCUGAUACGGAGUGGCAUUUCGCUCACCGUGGACUACCGCAUGCGCGCACUCGCCGCUCCAUAGCACACACGAGAUUGCUGAAACAACAUCCACUGGUUCACACGGCGGUGCAGCAGACGGGUUUUAAGCGAGUGAAGCGUGGCUUCCGUCUGCUGAGAGUGCCCGAGCCGGUGCCGGCGGACGAGCCCCGCGACCCGUACUUCCCGCUGCAAUGGUACCUGAAGAAUACCGGGCAAAACGGCGGGAAACCUAAACUGGACCUAAACGUGGAAGCGGCCUGGGCCCAAGGAUACACCGGGGUCAAUGUGACCACCGCCAUUAUGGAUGACGGCGUGGACUACAUGCAUCCAGAUCUGAAGUACAAUUAUAACGCGGAGGCGUCAUACGAUUUCAGCAGCAACGACCCAUAUCCGUACCCACGUUACACGGAUGACUGGUUCAACAGUCAUGGCACGAGGUGUGCAGGAGAGGUGGCGGCCGCGCGGGACAAUGGAGUGUGCGGAGUCGGUGUCGCCUACCACUCCAAAGUAGCAGGUAUCAGGAUGUUGGACCAGCCGUACAUGACGGACCUCAUAGAGGCGAACUCGAUGGGGCAUGAACCCCAUAAGAUUCACAUAUACAGCGCAUCUUGGGGACCAACGGACGACGGGAGGACUGUGGAUGGCCCGAGAAACGCGACGAUGAGGGCCAUCGUUCGAGGAGUUAAUGAGGGUCGCAACGGUUUGGGGAAUAUCUACGUCUGGGCGAGCGGGGACGGUGGUGAAGACGACGACUGCAACUGCGAUGGCUACGCGGCAUCGAUGUGGACAGUAUCUAUCAACAGCGCGAUAAACGACGGCCAGAACGCGCACUACGACGAGUCCUGCUCGUCCACGCUGGCGAGCACGUUCAGCAAUGGCGCCCGCGACCCCAGCACCGGGGUGGCGACCACCGACCUGUACGGGAAGUGCACGGCCACCCACUCCGGCACUUCGGCGGCUGCGCCGGAGGCGGCCGGCGUCUUCGCGCUGGCACUGCACGCAAACCCGAGCCUAACAUGGCGUGAUAUUCAACAUUUGACAGUUCUAACCUCAAAGAGAAAUUCUUUGUAUGACGCAAAGGGUCGCUUCCACUGGACGAUGAAUGGGGUGGGUUUGGAGUUCAACCACUUGUUCGGUUUCGGGGUCCUCGACGCCGGAGCGAUGACCGCUUUAGCGGCCAACUGGAGGUCCGUACCUCCGCGGUACCAUUGUGAAGCCGGCUCGGUUAACACGCACACGGAAAUCCCUUCUGAGGGCAGCGUAACUUUGCGCAUCGAGACGUCCGCCUGCUCUGGAUCGCCCAGUGAAGUCAGGUACCUGGAACAUGUUCAAGCGGUCGUCAGCGCCAACGCCACUCGCCGUGGGGACCUUGAGUUCUUCCUCACCAGCCCUAUGGGCACCAGGUCAAUGAUCCUUAGCAGACGUGCCAACGACGACGAUUCGCGCGAUGGUUUCACGAAAUGGCCAUUCAUGACUACGCACACCUGGGGCGAAUACCCACAGGGCACUUGGACGUUAGAGGCGAGGUUCAACGGCGGCUCCAGUCCAAGCUCUGCGUCCGGUUGGCUGCGAGGCUGGUCCCUGGUGCUGCACGGAACCCGCGCGCCCCCCUACGCCCAGCUCCAGCCCCAGGACCCCAACUCCAAGCUCGCCGUGGUGAAGAAGGCGCACGAAGACAACGCCCUAACCAAG
Molecule: messenger RNA, 2067 nt
Organism: Iphiclides podalirius (scarce swallowtail)
Lineage: Eukaryota; Metazoa; Arthropoda; Insecta; Lepidoptera; Papilionidae
Source: the annotation of a GenBank genome assembly